This is a messenger RNA of Striga asiatica, 894 nucleotides long. The record is from the annotation of a GenBank genome assembly. NCBI's taxonomy places the organism in Eukaryota, Viridiplantae, Streptophyta, Magnoliopsida, Lamiales, Orobanchaceae.
AUCAAAAACGUUUUUCCAGUGAAACAGUCUCUCAUAAGCCGUCGUUAAACCUCUCCACACUUGGCCCUUUUGUAUCAGAAAAAGCAAUCUUCAAUCCAAGAUCAUGAGCCGGCAGCCGGAGGUUCUGUGGGCCCAGAGGUCCGACAAAGUGUACCUGACCGUGUCCCUGCCCGACGCCAAGGACAUCUCCGUUAAAUGCGAACCAGAGGGCCAGUUCACCUUCGCCGCUGUUGGGGCUAACGGCGAGCCCUUCAGCUUCACUCUGCAGCUUUAUGACAAUAUUGCUCCUCAGGGAUGCAGAACAAAAACUGGUCUAAGGAAUAUACUAUGCUCUAUACAAAAGGAGCAAAAGGGAUGGUGGAAAAGACUAUUGAAAUCCGAAGAAAAGCCUGCUCCAUACAUUAAGGUUGAUUGGAAUAAAUGGUGUGACAAAGAUGAUGAAGAAUCUGAAUCAUAUCUGGGUUCUGAUGAUGACACCAUGUAUACCGGUGAACAUGAAGAGAGCAGUGAUGACGAGGGCAUGCUCUAUCUUCCUGAUUUGGAGAAAGCUCGAGGCAAUUAAAGAGUCGCCUUCGUCUAAGAGCGUACCGUAAGACUUAUCAUCGGGCACCAAUGUAGAGAUUGCUGAAGUGUAUGAGAGACCAUGUCAUGCUCAGGUUCUUUUCCCUUUUAAGGGUAUUAUUUAGAGGUGAAAUUAUUAUUGUAUAGAUUUUGAUGAAGUUCUGUUUGUUUAGUUCAAAAUUUGGUAUCGGCAUCGGCAUCUCUAUUUCUACAACAGCUUAGUUCAAAUGGCACUCAGUUAUGAUCUCUAUAAUGCACAAAAAUGUUUGAGGCUGUAUUUUACAUCAUUACAUGCAAUGCCCGAAUUGCAAAAUAUGUUUAUUUUUUCUUUCA